Molecule: messenger RNA, 3213 nt
Organism: Lachancea fermentati
Lineage: Eukaryota; Fungi; Ascomycota; Saccharomycetes; Saccharomycetales; Saccharomycetaceae
Source: the annotation of a GenBank genome assembly
AUGCCGUCUACCAACGACUACCACGUCAAUCGGGAGUUUCGGAUGGGCAGCAGUACUGCAGGUGGAAGUGCAGGGUCCGGAAGCGCGGCCACGGGGGCCACAAACGCAGCGAUAGCGCCUGCAGCGAUAGCGCCCGCAACACCACGGAUGAUGGGCAAGCACAGCAGUACGAUGAGCAAUGCUAGUAACACUAAUGCGGGAUCCGGUUUAAUGCCCGCAGUGGAGGUGGGACCCGAAAGCAAUGCGAAGCCCGUGCGCCGUGGGAGCGGCGAGGCUAAGAGCACGGCGCCCAAACAGUUCCAUCGCAAGUAUCUAGGGGAUUGGGACUUUCUGGAGACGGUGGGCGCGGGCUCAAUGGGGAAGGUGAAGCUGGCAAAACACCGGUACACUGGGGAGAUUUGCGCGAUCAAGAUCGUGAACCGUGCGACUAAAGCUUUCAUGCACAAGGAGGCGCAGAUGGCGCCGCCAAAGACGCAGGAGGAGAUGCUGGAGCGCGAGCGCAAGCUCGAGAAGGAGAUCUCGCGCGACAAGCGCACGAUCCGUGAAUCGUCGUUGGGCCAAAUCCUGUAUCACCCGCAUAUAUGCCGACUAUUCGAGAUGUGCACGAUGAGCAACCAUUUCUACAUGCUGUUCGAAUAUGUGUCGGGCGGGCAACUGCUGGACUAUAUCAUCCAACAUGGGUCGCUGCGCGAGCGCAGCGCUCGCAAAUUUGCGCGUGGUAUUGCCAGCGCUUUGCAAUACUUGCACAUGAACAACAUCGUCCAUCGAGACCUCAAGAUUGAGAACAUUAUGAUAUCCACAUCGGGUGAGAUCAAGAUCAUCGAUUUUGGGCUUUCCAACCUUUACGAUCCCAAGAAACAGUUACAUACGUUUUGUGGGUCCCUGUAUUUCGCAGCACCCGAGUUACUCAAGGCGUGCCCGUACGUGGGGCCUGAGGUGGAUGUGUGGUCCUUUGGGGUAGUGCUAUACGUUCUUGUUUGUGGGAAAGUUCCCUUUGACGACGAAAACUCCAGUGUAUUGCAUGAGAAGAUAAAGCAGGGCAAGGUCGAGUACCCACAGCAUCUCUCCAUUGAAGUCAUCUCACUUUUGUCAAAAAUGUUGGUCGUGGACCCGACCAAAAGAGCUUCUCUCAAACAAGUGGUCAACCAUCAGUGGAUGCAACGCGGUUACGAUUUCCCAGCUCCUUCUUAUGUUCCUCAUCGCGUGCCUCUGACACCUGAGAUGCUUGACGCUGCUGUUAUCAAAGAAAUGUACCGAUUAGAAUUUAUCGACGAUGCAGUCGAGGCCACGUCAUGGCUCACAAAGAUCGUCUCCAGUCAAGAAUAUCAAGUGUUGUCACGUCAAUAUUGGGUCAAUAUGGGUCCAAAUGGCAACCAUGAGGACCCCACUAGAGCAUACCAUCCGUUGCUCUCUAUUUACUAUUUGGUGGACGAAAUGUUGAAACGGAAACUCGCCAAGCAACAAAAGAAGGCAGCAUUAUCCGCUACCAAUCAAUGGCCACAACCAUUGGAUAUUCCAGCACCAGUAUCGCAUGAAAGCCCUGAACCUAGUACGCCAGUUCCGGUUGUUAAGAACAAUUCCGCUGCCAAGCAAUACAUGCCUAUUCACGAUACAGGUAAUUCCAGUGCUCCUGGUGCCACUUCUCCGCUCAGAACAAGGCCCACGAUACUCGUGCCCCCCAAACUUUCUAUUCCAGAGCAAGCUCACACCUCGCCAACCACGCGUAAGUCGAGUGAUAUUACACCUGCUUCUGUGGAACUCGACACUGUGUUAUCGCCAACACCACAAGCAAACGACUUCGAUAGUGCAACAGCUGCUCUGCAAGCGCAACCAGAGGGCUCCAAUCUAUCCUCUUUUGCGACAAGUGGCUCUGAAAAAUCUAAGCUAGGGACCAUAUUCAGAAGGUUAUCUCAAAGACGUCAUGGUCAACAACAACCACAGCAACAAACCCAGCAAACUAUACUCAUUGAUGCUAGCACUAAGCCUAAAAAGACGCAUACUCGUACCGUUUCAGAAUAUGUUCCUCCAUCUAGAAUGACAAGUUACGGAAGUGCACCUACUCCAAAAGAUCCUGUUCAAUCGAAGAGAGACUCCGACUUGCCAGCUCUGCCUUCUAAUGCUGCCAAUUUGGUGAAAAAUGAACAACAAGUUCAUGCUAAUCUUGGCAAACUCACCAUCGCUGAUGAAGAUAAGCCACUACCUCAACUGCAGGUUCCAAAAGGUAGAAAAAUGCAUCCUUCAGCAAGGGCAAAAUCAGUUGGGCAUGCUCGUCGUGAAUCUCUCAAAUUUAUGAGACCUCCUGUACCCGCAGGGAUGGAUCCAAAUGCUCACGAUAUAAAUGAUGAAGGUUUCUUGGAGACUAGUGAUGACGGUAGAUCUGAUAAUAUGAGUAAUACUGCAGCCCCUGUAAUUUCUCAAGAAGAACGCGAAUUGACAGACCAGGAGAUAUUGGAGUUGGCAUCCAAAGCCCCACCGGGUUCCAUGCCUUCUAUCGACUUCCCUCGUUCGCUGUUCCUCAAAGGUUUCUUCUCGGUUCAAACGACAUCUUCUAAGCCCCUGCCUAUUGUUAGGUACAAGAUAAUGUCUGUGUUGAAGAAAUUAAGCAUUGACUUUAAAGAAGUGAAAGGUGGCUUUGUAUGUGUUCACAAGCAGUCAUACGUUACAAAGCCUUCAACACAACAACAACAACAACAACAACCUGUAAUUUAUGUGAAUGAUGCUUCCUCGCAAGGUAGCGAUAAUAGUGUUCAUGGUAGCCAUAGAAGGAAUUAUUCUAUUCCUACUCGCCAAGGAUCGGUAUCUCGCCAUAGCUCCAUACGGCGUCAACCAUCGUUGGGUCAACAGCAUUACCAACAGCCUGGAAUUCCGGCAACUCCUUUGGCUGCAAAUUCUGGUGAAAGAAAUCUAUCUGUCACAUCUCCAAUUCAAACGAGCCAUAAUAGCGGUAGCAUCCCCGAACUUUCCGCAGCUUCUUUAGAAUCUUUGCAUCCAGAUGACGUCCUGACAACUUCAAGGGCCCAAGAUAUGAAUAAGAUUGACAGACCACAAACAGAAUUGAAUGAUGUAAAGGAAAGACCGCCUUUGAAAUUCGAAAUACACAUUGUCAAAGUACGUAUUGUUGGGCUUGCUGGUAUCCACUUCAAGAAAGUAUCCGGUAAUACUUGGAUGUAUAAGGAACUUGCAUCUCAUAUUUUGAAGGAGCUAAAUCUGUAA